AUGUUCUCCAUAGAUAUCUUUACGUGUUCACCUCUGAAGAAUAUGAAGAAAUAUGUAUCUCCAUGCAUUCUUUGUUAUCUUUCAAAUUUAUUUCUCAUUUCUAUCCGACCGAAGAAGAGAUUGAAAAGACAAAUGGUGUAUUCUAAUCAACAUCUUGCCUGGUUCGACAUCCUCGCCUCUCCAAUUAUUCUCUUCUGGUAUAUUGGCGCAUUCUACGCCUUUCUUCUUUUCAUCGUCAAACCAUUUAUGGUUCCGAAAGGGUCUGCAAGACAGCCUUUUCUUCUAUGUGGAGAGAAACCAUCGGAGAAUCGGACCCUCAAUAUCCAUUGA
Molecule: messenger RNA, 330 nt
Organism: Caenorhabditis remanei
Lineage: Eukaryota; Metazoa; Nematoda; Chromadorea; Rhabditida; Rhabditidae
Exons: 3
Coding region: 1-330 (109 amino acids)
Source: RefSeq, a predicted model, not a curated record